UUUAGAUAAAAAAUAGGAAUUAAGAGACAAGAUCUUUAAGAAAUGGAGGAUAUUUCAGAAGCAAUGAAUGAUAUCCAUAACAGGAUUGAGCGGGAAAAGGUUUUGAUUCAAGGAGCACAAGCUAUGUGUAGCCAAACUCUUAAUGAAAGUGUUCAACAAAGUCUUGGAAAUAGUAUACGGGAAUCUCAAAGAAAUAUAACCUAUUUGAUGGAAAGGAUGCGUGAACUUCAAUUAAAAAAGAAGGAAUAUUUAGAAGAUGAAAGUAGUGGAAAAGAUAAUAAACCACCUACACCCCCACCAAAGGAUACGCCUUUCCUGAAAGAAUCUAAAAUAAUGAAUAAUAUUUUUUUAAGUAAUGUUCAAGAUGAAGAAAAGCCGAAAACUAUAAUAGAAAGGGUGGAAGUAUUAGAAUCAAAGCCGCAAUAUACAAGACUAGAUUUAUAUAAAUAUCAUACACCAUACACAAGUAUGAAGAUUCAGAUGAUGAUUCAGCAAUUAGAACCGAAAUUGAUGGUUGAAAAACAAGUAAAAAAUGGAUUUGAUAAAUUAAUUAACUUAUAUAAAAAUGAAAAUGAUAAAAAAAACAAAAAUGAGGCAGAAAUGAAGAAAGCUGAAAGUGAACAAAAAAUACAACUUUUGAAACGUGGUUUAAAACGUUACAAAGAUCUUAACGUUGAUGUUGAUAAAGAAGUUCAGGAAGACAAUGAAAAUAGAAAUGUUUUCAGAAUGAGGGGGUCUCUUUCUGGUAUUCUUAAGGGAAAAAUUUAUGGAAUUCAAGAUAUUGAGCAUGUUUCUCGAACAUCCCGAACUCCUGAAACCUAUGUAGUAAUUAAAGUUGAUAAAACAGAGUUUUCAACACGAGCAUUCAAAGCGGAUCGUUGGCUACAGGAAUCUUUUGAAAUUGAAGCUAAUAAAGCGAAUGAAAUUGAAUUUACUGUUUAUGAUAAAUAUGGGAAUUCAUCUAUUCCUGUUGCUGUUCUUUAUAUACAAAUAUCGGAUAUUAAUGAGGAAUUGCGUCAGAAUCGCCUUAAAGAGGCAUCGGGGCCUGACUGGGUUAGUGCUGAAAAAAUGCAAAAUGAUUUUGGUCAAAUUACAUCUAAAGAUGUAUUUGAUAUAACAAAUUCUGAUUCCUUACCAACGUCUAAAAAACAAUCCUAUACUAUGAAAAAAGAUCGAACAGAAAAUAAAAGUAUUGACGCAUGGUUUGCACUUGAACCUGCAGGAAAAAUACAUUUAAGUCUUGAUUUUGUAAAGAAUCUUAAAAACUCACGCUCUAUUGAUAGAAUAGGUCUUGGUAGACAAGGUGCAAUCCGUGAAAAAAAGAAAGAAAUUUAUCAAAUGAAUGGCCAUAAGUUUUCUCAACAUCAAUUUUAUCGGAUUAUAAAAUGUGCGCUUUGUAGUGAAUUUUUGAAAGAUGCUGCAGGAUUUCGAUGUAUAGAGUGCAGAUAUACUUGCCAUAAGAAAUGUUAUCUUAAAGUUGUUUCAAAAUGUAUUUCAAAACCUAGUUUUGCUGAGGACUCUGAUGAAGAAAAACUUAAUCACCAUAUUCCUCAUAGGUUCGAAUCAUUUGUAAAUAUAGGUGCAAACUGGUGUUGCCAUUGUGGUUAUAUUCUUCCUCUUGGAAAAAGAAACGUACAGAAAUGUUCAGAAUGUAACAUAUUAUGUCAUUUUCAAUGCCGACAUCUUAUUCCUAACUUAUGUGGCAUGUCAAUGGAAGUAGCUAAUCAAAUUUUGAAUGAAAUUAGAAUUUCAAAAAUGAAGCAGGCGAAUGCUCUUGCUGCUAAUAAGAAUGAUAAUUUUCGUAAAAUUCACUCAGAAACUACUCAUUUAUUAUCCAUAAAUGAAUCUUAUCUUAAUGAUAAUCAAUCUAAAGUUCAAUUAUCGUCGCAAAAUCUAUCUCAAUUCUUAUUUAAGUCUUCCAAAAAUGAUGAAGAAUCUAAAUUUAAAGACAAACGAGCUUCUCUUGAUAAAAUAUCUUCACAGAAGAAUCUUUUCGAUAUAGCUGAUACUCGUCAAACACAUAAGCCUCAACUAUCCCUUUCGUCUACAGAUUUUGAAAAGGGGGUUCUAUUAUCCGAUUUAGAUUUAAGUUAUGACUCUCUGCAUCUAAAGAAUUAUCAACAUGAGGAUCAAAUAUAUAAACAAGAGGAUUUUGGAAAGUUGGACAAAUCUACUACACCUGAGCAUAAGAAAUAUACGGAUAUAAUACGUAAGACUAGUGAUAAAUAUUCAAGCGAUUAUGAUAGAUAUUUGAAUGAUUAUGAUCAAUAUUCUGAAGGUAUUUAUGGAAAAUCAAAUAAAUAUAAUUACUCACCGGAUUCAUCUAUUAAAAAUUAUCAAUUUUUUAAUGAUACUUAUAUUGAUAAACCAACUUCUUAUCAAUCAUCUGGAACAAGAGUUUCUUCAUCGAGUAAGAAAAAGGUUGGAUUGGAUGAUUUCAAUUUUUUGUCAGUUCUAGGUAAAGGGAAUUUUGGUAAGGUUAUGCUUGCAGAAGCUAAAUCUACAAAACAGUUGUAUGCAAUUAAAGUUUUAAAAAAAGAAUCUAUUAUAGAAAAUGAAGAAAUAGGAAGUACGAUAUCAGAAAAAAGGAUUUUCCUUACUGCCAAUAAAGGAAGACAUCCUUUCCUUAUUAAUUUACAUUCAUGUUUCCAAACAGAAACAAGGAUUUAUUUUGUAAUGGAAUAUGUGAGCGGUGGAGAUUUGUUGUUGCAUAUUCAACGAGAACAAUUUGGUCAGACUAGGGCAUUGUUUUAUGCAGCUGAAGUUUUAUUGGUUUUAAAGCAUCUUCAUGAAAAUGGCAUUAUUUAUCGGGAUUUAAAGUUAGAUAAUAUUUUAUUAUGUCUUGAUGGACAUAUUAAAGUAACGGAUUAUGGUCUUUGUAAAGAAGAUAUGUGGUAUGGCUCUACUACAACUACUUUUUGCGGUACACCUGAGUUUAUGGCUCCUGAAAUUUUGUUUGAGCAACACUAUGGACGUGCUGUUGAUUGGUGGGCAUUUGGCGUCUUGAUUUAUCAAAUGCUUUUAGGACAAUCUCCUUUUCGCGGCGAAGAUGAGGAUGAAAUCUUUGAUGCAAUUCAAUCCGACGAACCUCUUUAUCCUAUUCAUAUGCCUCGAGAUUCCGUUUCUAUAUUACAAAGGCUUCUUAUUAAAGAACCUGAACAACGUCUUGGAUCAGGUCCCAGCGAUGCUUUAGAAGUUAUGGCCCAUCCUUUUUUCCGAAAUAUUAAUUGGGACGAUAUUUAUCAUAAACGAGUUCAUCCACCUUAUUUUCCAAAAAUUACAAACCCAAUGGAUACAAGCAAUUUUGAUACCGAAUUUACACAUGAACCACCUGUAUUAACUCCAACUCAAUCUAAAUUAACUCAAGCUAUGCAAGAACAGUUUCGAGGUUUUUCUAUUUAUUGUGGUGAUCCAUAAUUUAUCAUUCCCUAUUUAUAAAUUUCAUUGCAAUUACUUUAUAC
Pneumocystis carinii B80 is the source of this 3461-nucleotide messenger RNA. RefSeq names its product protein kinase C-like protein. The record is from RefSeq and is a predicted model, not a curated record. Gene Ontology annotation, biological process: signal transduction; protein phosphorylation. The coding region runs from base 43 to 3417 and encodes 1124 amino acids. The transcript is spliced from 13 exons. Lineage: Eukaryota; Fungi; Ascomycota; Pneumocystomycetes; Pneumocystales; Pneumocystaceae. Gene Ontology annotation, molecular function: ATP binding; protein serine/threonine kinase activity.